Messenger RNA from Hemicordylus capensis (graceful crag lizard), 2692 nucleotides. It is a transcript of the gene OTP, whose product is annotated as orthopedia homeobox. Gene Ontology annotation, biological process: regulation of DNA-templated transcription; neuron differentiation. The transcript is spliced from 3 exons. Bases 148 to 1125 code for a protein of 325 amino acids. NCBI's taxonomy places the organism in Eukaryota, Metazoa, Chordata, Lepidosauria, Squamata, Cordylidae. Gene Ontology annotation, molecular function: DNA-binding transcription factor activity, RNA polymerase II-specific; DNA binding. The record is from RefSeq and is a predicted model, not a curated record.
UUAACCACACACCGAAUUUUCUUUCAUUUAAGCGAUCUAUAUAUAUCUAUAAGCUUUAGAGAGCUAGAUCUAUUUUAAAUAACUUUUGGGGCCAACAAAAUCGCUAAAAUUUGGGGGGGUACAGCUUUCGCCCUGGAGCGGUGCGCGAUGCUAUCUCACGCCGACCUCCUGGACGCCCGGCUCGGGAUGAAGGACGCCGCCGAGCUGCUGGGCCACCGGGAGGCGGUGAAGUGCCGCUUGGGCGUCGGAGGCUCGGAGCCGGGAGGCCACCCGGGCGACAUGGCUCCCAACUCGGACUCGGUGGAAGGGGCCACGCUAUUGCCCGGCGAGGACAUCACCACGGUGGGCUCCACGCCCAGCGCGCUGGCCGUCGGCGCUAAAGACCCGGACAAGCAGCAGGGCCAGCCGGGAGGGCAGAACCCCAGCCAGGGCGGGCAGCAACAGGGCCAGCAGAAGCAGAAGCGCCACCGGACGCGCUUCACGCCGGCACAGCUCAACGAGCUGGAGAGGAGCUUCGCCAAGACCCACUACCCGGACAUCUUCAUGCGCGAGGAGCUGGCCCUGCGCAUUGGCCUCACCGAGUCCAGGGUCCAGGUCUGGUUCCAGAACCGGCGGGCCAAGUGGAAGAAGCGCAAGAAGACGACCAACGUGUUCCGCGCCCCCGGCACCCUGCUGCCCACGCCGGGCCUGCCCCAGUUCCCUUCCGCCGCCGCGGCCGCCGCGGCCGCCAUGGGCGACAGCCUGUGCUCCUUCCACGCCAACGACACGCGCUGGGCCGCGGCCGCCAUGCCGGGGGUGUCCCAGCUGCCUCUGCCGCCGGCGCUGGGCAGGCAGCAGGCCAUGGCGCAGUCGCUGUCGCAGUGCAGCCUGGCGGCGGGGCCUCCGCCCAACUCCAUGGGCUUGUCCAACAGCCUGGCGGGCUCCAACGGCGCCGGCCUGCAGUCGCACCUCUACCAGCCCGCCUUCCCCGGCAUGGUGCCCGCCUCCCUGCCCGGCCCCAGCAACGUGACGGGCUCGCCGCAGCUCUGCAGCUCGCCGGACAGCAGCGACGUGUGGCGGGGAACCAGCAUCGCCUCCCUCCGCCGAAAGGCGCUCGAGCACACAGUCUCCAUGAGCUUCUCCUAAUGGCGCGUCUCUCUCUCUCUCUCUCGCCCGCCCGCCCGCCUGCCCCAGCCAGCAGCAGCAGCAGCCGCGCCUCCCGCUUUCCCGCCCUUUCCCUCACCUCGGCCCUGCCCCCUCGCCCCACCCGCCCCCCGGAGCGCAUUGUUCCCGCCAUUUUUUUUACUUAAAAGAGGAGGGGAAACAAAGCAAAGCCAAACGCUUACCAGGGAGUCGACUCAGGAUCUGAAAAGCCAGUGGACUUGGUUUGUGGGCAGAGAAAAACACAACACAACAACACAAGCAACCGUGCGCGCACACACGCACAGACACACACAGAGAGAGUCACAGGCAAACAGCCCCCAAGCCUGCGGUGCUCCAAGGGCGGAGACACAACGACCAACGUGUGUCUAAAUUAAGAUUUAAGAAACACCUAACCUGACAAAGAACUCACUGGACCUCGUUUAAUUUCUCCCGAAGAUCCACCCCACUCCACUGCACACCAAAAUUCACCCAUGAAUGAUCCAGCCGUCUGUUGGGCUUUUUUUAUUUUUGAAAGAAAGCACAACGAGAAUCCACCAUAUAUCGAGAGAUAGUCUAUAUAUAGAUAUAUAUAUAUGUAUGUAUACAAAUAAAGAUCCAAGUUUGUUGCAGGGGUUUUGAUAGAAGGUUUUCUUAACGGGCAUGUUUGGGCUUUGGGAGGCACGAAGGCAAGGGCCGUGGAAAUUAUGUGACCCGUCCAAGGGAAAUGGAACCCAUUUUGAUAACGCAUUUUUAAGCAAUUGGGUGGGGGGGCGGGAUUCAAACGAACGGUGUUUUUUAAAUUAUUAUUAUUAUUAUUAUUAUUAUUAUUAUUAUUAUUAUUAUUAUUAUUAUUAUAAAAAAAACCCUUCCCCCCGCAAGGACUUCUCUUUUUGUCAGCGUUUUUAUUUGGACAAUUUAAUUGGAAAUUUGGCCGACUUUUUGCUUUCAAUGUAUUUGUUUCGGCCGCUGUCCUUAUAGCAUCUCCUGCUGCCCUCGCCCUCUCGGAGCAGGGGGCAGAUAGACAGAUGCCUGGCGCACGUGGAGGCAUCUCCAACCUGGCAAAGACUUUGUACAGAAAAAAGACAAACAAAGAAAACCAAUCGGCUAUUUUUCUCUCUCUCCCUUUCUGCAUGUGCUGGUCCAAUCCCAGAGAACAGAAGCUAUUUCGAAGAAUGAACAAACAAUGUGAAAUAGGAUGUUUUGUGUAGAUAAAGCAUUCUUGUUACCUACUGGUCGAUUUGUGAUAUGUUAAAAAAAAAAGAAAGAAAACUUACUGUCUGUGCUUAUUUAUUAUGGAAUUUUGGGUUUCUUAAUAAAUGUUUGAGGCUACUCUAAAGCAUAUUAUUUGACUUUUCCCGAAAAGUUUAUAUCAAGUUAAUGUAAAUGGAUAAAUAAAAUCAUUUUCGAUAUGUGCUAAUGAGAAUGAUGGCGUGGCAUGAGAUGAGAGGCGUUUUAAAGAAGAGAGGGGAUAAAAGGACACCUUUUUAAUUUAGAAUCCAGGAGGACUUGCCGUACCUUUGGAAAUAGCUUGCUUGAACUUUGCGAUGAAGCAUUUCACUUCUUACAGUUU